CCCAUCCAACCCGCCAGCCACCACCAGCCAUGGGGAAGAUCACCUUCUACGAGGACCGCGGCUUCCAGGGCCGCCACUACGAGUGCAGCAGUGACCACCCCAACCUGCAGCCCUACUUGAGCCGCUGCAACUCCAUCCGCGUGGACAGCGGCUGCUGGAUGCUCUAUGAGCAGCCCAACUUCGCGGGCUGCCAGUACUUCCUGCGUCGCGGGGACUACCCUGACUACCAGCAGUGGAUGGGCUUCAGCGACUCCAUCCGCUCCUGCCGCCUCAUCCCCCACUCCAGCUCUCACAGGAUCAAGAUCUAUGAGCGAGAGGACUUCAGAGGCCAGAUGGUGGAGAUCACAGACGACUGCUCCAACCUCCAGGAUCGCUUCCACUUCAGCGACUUCCUCUCCUUCCACGUGAUGGAGGGCUACUGGGUCCUCUAUGAGAUGCCCAACUACCGGGGGCGGCAGUACCUGCUGAGGCCCGGAGAGUACAGGCGCUACCAGGACUGGGGCGCCAUGAAUGCCAGGGUGGGCUCUCUGAGGAGAAUCAUGGAUUACUAUUGAAUUUUCUAACU
Molecule: messenger RNA, 565 nt
Organism: Psammomys obesus (fat sand rat)
Lineage: Eukaryota; Metazoa; Chordata; Mammalia; Rodentia; Muridae
Product: gamma-crystallin E-like
Exons: 3
Coding region: 30-554 (174 amino acids)
Biological process (GO): visual perception; lens development in camera-type eye
Molecular function (GO): structural constituent of eye lens
Source: RefSeq, a predicted model, not a curated record